Lactuca sativa (garden lettuce) is the source of this 525-nucleotide messenger RNA. Lineage: Eukaryota; Viridiplantae; Streptophyta; Magnoliopsida; Asterales; Asteraceae. The record is from RefSeq and is a predicted model, not a curated record.
AUGGAACCUAAGUUGAAGAUUAAUCAUGAUGGAGAUGGUGAAAAUUUUGACUCAACUGAAUAUAGGAGAGUAGUGGGAUGUCUAAGCUACUUGAAAGACACUCGGCCGGAUAUAUCAUACGCGGUUGGUAUUGCUAGUCAUUUCAUGGAACAACCAACCACCUUGUAUUUUCAAGUGGUAAAACAUAUUUUGCGAUAUGUUAAAGGAACCAUUGAUUAUGGGCUUAACUGUGGAAAUGGUCGUGAAGUUGAAGACUUGGUUGGGUUUAGUGACAGUGAUCAUGAUGGUGACAAGGUUGGUGGGAAUAGUACAAGUGGAAUGAUUUUCUACCUAGGAAGAAAUGCAGUAACAUGGCAAUCUCAAAAGCAAAGGACGGUUGCUUUGUCAACUUGUGAAGUUGAGUUAAUGGCAGCCACGUCAGCUGCAUGUCAAGGCAUUUGGAAUGGAAAUAUCACAAAGGAUCUUACGGGACAUCAUGGAUGCCACUCACCUUAUUUGUUGACAACAAGUCAGCGAUUCAGUUGA